Molecule: messenger RNA, 453 nt
Organism: Didymodactylos carnosus
Lineage: Eukaryota; Metazoa; Rotifera; Eurotatoria; Philodinida; Philodinidae
Source: the annotation of a GenBank genome assembly
AUGUUUUCAAAAACUGCCGAAAAGCCAUCUAAGAAGGUGAAAUCAGCUCUGCUAAGUACGACUGUAAUCUCAACAUUUCACAGAAACGCAUUAUUAGCGAUAUCAGCUAAAAACGAUUUCACGCCUAGACGAUCGCCUAGGAAGCAAUCGUCUGAUCAGCUAUGGUUAUGUGUUGCUAAAACUGAUCCAUCCAAGAAAACAUCAUUUGCAGACACAUUAGGACUUAAAAUUGGGCAAAUAGUAAUUUCGUUACAAGAUGGUAAACAAACUUCAUUGAGAGAUUUCUUAGGAAAAGUGCAAGCUAUCAAUUGUAAUGGUCAAGUGAAAUACUAUUUACCACGAAAAUAUCCAAAUUCAACAGAUCCACCUCCACAAGAAUCUGACAUUGUACUGAAUGAUCGCUGUGGUCUCAGAAACGGCCUGACUGUUAGGGUUCGUUCACAUCGCAUAUGA